This is a messenger RNA of Camellia sinensis, 436 nucleotides long. Lineage: Eukaryota; Viridiplantae; Streptophyta; Magnoliopsida; Ericales; Theaceae. The record is from RefSeq and is a predicted model, not a curated record.
AUGGUGGAGAUCAUGAAGGUGAGCAUUUUUGAAAAACAAAACCCUAACAAUUCAUUCUCAUCUCAUCUUACACAUUUGCGCAGCUGGAGCCUGGAGGAGAGAGUUGAGCUCCUUCUCUCAUCUCAUCUUCACUUCGAAUCUCACUCUCUCGUGCUUUGCAAGAUCGACUCUGCUCAGCUUCACUUCGAAUCUCACUCUCCUGUGCUUCGCAAGAUCGACUCUGCUCAGGUAAGCUUCACUUGGACUCUACUUCACUUCGAAUUUGUUUUUUUGAAUUUGUUGAAUUUGUUGUUUUUUGAAUCUGCUCACAGCCUCACAGGUACUUUGGAGUCAAGCUCAUCUUCAACUUCAACCUAUAAUGUUGAUGCUAUAAUUGAUGUCUAAUAUUCAUUUGGUCAUUGGGUUCAUCAACCAAAUGCAUGGGAUUGGAAUUUGU